Molecule: messenger RNA, 1869 nt
Organism: Dissoconium aciculare CBS 342.82
Lineage: Eukaryota; Fungi; Ascomycota; Dothideomycetes; Mycosphaerellales; Dissoconiaceae
Product: lysyl-tRNA synthetase
Exons: 2
Coding region: 1-1869 (622 amino acids)
Biological process (GO): lysyl-tRNA aminoacylation
Cellular component (GO): cytosol; cytoplasm
Molecular function (GO): ATP binding; tRNA binding; lysine-tRNA ligase activity
Source: RefSeq, a predicted model, not a curated record
AUGGCCGCCGAACAAGCAAGAGAGGUCGUUGAAAACGCCGUGCAGGCUGUGGCCCAAGGCGUGGAACAACUCACAACAGGAGAGGGGAGUCAAGUCAACUUGAUCCUCGAUGAAGUUACCGGCGAACGUGUGUCCAAGACGGAGUUGAAGAAGCGUCAGAAGCAGCGCGAAAAGGAGAAGCAGAAGGCUGAACGCGAAGCAACCAGGCAAGCGCCGCCUCAGCCGAAGAGGAAGGCCGCAGAAGAAGAUGAGGAGAAACUCAAUGCCAAUCAAUAUUUCGAGAUUCGUUCUCGUGCAAUCAAGCGCAUGAAGGAGACAGGAAACCCACACCCUUACCCACACAAGUUCCAUGUCACCUAUGAUCUUCGCAAUUUCGAGAAAGAGUUCGGUCAUCUCGCCAAGGGAGAGCUUGUUAAGGAUAAGGUCAUCAGCGUGGGAUGCCGCAUCUACAACAUUCGUACAUCAGGAGAGAACCUGCGAUUCUAUGAGGUUGCAGUCGAUGGCGCUGAGAUUCAGAUCAUGGCACAGAACCUGGAGAGCACCAGCAAAGUUCCUUUCGCAGACCAGCAUGAUCAUCUACGACGUGGAGACAUCAUCGGUGUCACCGGAUACCCGGGAAGGACUAGCCCGAAGAGAGCAGACAAUCCCGGCGAGUUAUCCAUUUUCGCUCAGGAGGUAGUUUUGCUCGCUCCCUGUUUGCACCAGAUUCCCUCCGAGCACUACGGGUUCAAGGAUCAAGAAGAGCGUUACCGUAACCGUCAUCUUGAUUUGAUCAUGAACAAAAGCACUGUCCAGACCUUCAAAACUCGAUCACGUAUCGUCAAAUACAUUCGCAACUACCUCGAUAGCAACGGUUUCUACGAAGUCGAGACACCGAUUCUCCUGAAGAACGCCGGUGGUGCGACGGCCAAGCCUUUCUACACUGAACACAACGAUCUCAAGAUGACCCUUGCCCUGCGUAUAGCUACAGAACUGCCUCUCAAGCAGCUUGUCGUGGGAGGAAUCAACCGUGUAUAUGAAAUAGGUCGCCAAUUCCGUAAUGAAGGUAUCGAUCUUACGCACAACCCCGAAUUCACGACUUGCGAAUACUAUGAAGCUUUCGCCGACGUCUACGAUGUCAUGGACAGAACUGAGGAGCUGGUGGAGGGCAUGGUGAAGGAAGUCUGUGGCUCACUACAGACCAAGUUCAACACUCAAACAGGCGAGGUUUAUGAAGUCAAUUGGGCCAAGCCUUGGAAGCGCAUCGAGAUGAUUCCAGCGCUUGAGGAAGCCUGCGGCGAAAAGUUCCCUCCUGGAGAUGAACUUCACACCGAUGCAACCAACGAGUUCCUCAAGCGUAUGCUCAAGAAGACCGGCGUCGACUGCACGCCGCCGCUCACCAACGCUCGCAUGCUGGACAAGAUGGUCGGAGAGUUCAUUGAGGAAAAAUGUAUCAACCCUACGUUCAUCACUGGUCACCCUCAAAUGAUGAGCCCGUUGGCAAAGUACCACCGCGAAAAUACCGGUCUGUGCGAACGGUUCGAGGCGUUCGUCUGUAAAAAGGAAAUCGUCAACGCAUACACAGAGUUGAACGAUCCCUUUGACCAACGUUUGCGAUUUGAGGAGCAAGCUCGACAGAAAGCUCAAGGUGAUGACGAAGCGCAGGUCUUGGACGAGACAUUCUUGACUGCCAUCGAGUAUGGUCUCCCACCCACUGGUGGAUGGGGUAUGGGUAUCGAUCGGAUGGUCAUGUUCCUUGCCAACCACUACAGCAUCAAGGAAGUUUUGACUUUCCCAAUGAUGAAGCCUGAUGCCAAUGCGGCGGAGCAUCCCAAAGCUGCAGAAGUCACUGGUGUGGAGCCGCUUCAAGCAGAGGGAAUCCGUAAGUGA